UGGACAUGCAGCUGACUGGGCUGCCGCCCGACAUCUUCCAGCACCCCGAGCGGCGCCUGCUGGCCGCCUACCGCCGCAAGAUCCUCUGCGAGCGCCUCGCCUCCGCCGCCCUGCUGCUGCUCUCGCACGACACCCUGGCGCACCUCACAGGGGCGGCUGCUGCUGCUGCAGGGGUCAGUCCCUCCUCCUCCUCAGCAGCAGCCUCUGGUGUGACCCUGCUGCUCCGCGCCCAGGAAGCUGCAGGGGCGCUAGCGGGUGUGGCGGGCGCCAGUCUGCUGCUGCUGAACGGGCUGCUGGCGGCGCUGCCGGGGCGGCUGUACGGCGACUACUCCGCCGCCAUCAACAGCACCGUGACGCUGCUGCAUGCCGCCGGGCAGCUGGUGAGGCUGGUGACGCAGCCGCAGUCGCGGCGGCGGGGCCUGCUGGUGCGGAUGAUGCUGGGCUUGGCGGCCAACGUGGUGGGGAAUGAGGACCCAGCGCCGGUUGCCGCGGCGCAGCUGCUGGGGUUGCUGGUCCUGGUGUCGGUGCUGGAUGGUGCGGUGCGGCGGGGCCCGCUGCUGGCGGGUGGGGUGAGCGGGCUGGCGCGGAAGGGCGCUGCGGCGGUGGCGGCAGAGGCGGCUGCUCCCCGCGUGGGGUUGCUGCUUGCAACUCCCAGCAUGUCCGCAGCGGCGCUGCCCCCUCCGCCGGACUCUCAGCUUCCCUCCUGGAUGGCAGCUCUGGCGCGGUCGGCCGGGAGCGCGGCAGCCCUGCAGCAGCAACAGGGCCAGUGCCUGGCUUCCAUGCCCGCGGCGCCUGCCGGUGACUGGCUGCCGGUGUUUUGCUACGCGGUGAUCGCAGCAACCGGUGUGGCGCUGUACUACUGCUUGGCGAGCGGGCGAUACGCGCUGUCGUACAGACUGUACCGGAAGCUAUACCUACCGGCCACGUACGGCGGUGCAUGGAUAGCCGUACCGCUGCCUGCUGCUGAGGUCCUGCGUGUACGUGCCACGGCUCUUGCCGCGGCAGUUGCGCAAGUUGCCACGCCGGCAUCAGCAGCGGAAGUACCGAGACCGGGGCUAGAAACCGCGGAGCCGGCAGCUGCAGCGGAAAGCGAGGAGGACUGGGAGGCGGGCGGAGAAGCGCAGGGAGGGCAUCGGGUGCGGCAGCGGACUCGCCGCAGCCUGAGCCUGAGCGCUGUCAUGGACCUUGUGAGGUGCGGCGGCGGCGGUGGCGGCAGCGACCAGACAGCGUUGACAGAAGCUGUUCAUGAGGCGGCGCAUGGCAGCAUGCGAGGGCGAGCCACUGGCAGCACUGUCGCGUUGGCCGAUCCAGGAGCAGCGACGUCGUUGACAGCAGCGCAAGCCCGGCUGGCUGAGACUGGCUCCGUUGACACCAUGUGGGCAGCCGCCGUGAGGACUGGGUCCGGCGUUGGUGGGCUGGGGCCGGCGGCUCUCAGUGGGGGCGUGGGGGCCCCGCCGGGUGCAGCGGCGUCACCCCCGGCGCGAGACGCGACAGGCGUGUUGUCGCCCAGAUCUCCGUCACAUGCAACCCCGCAAGCGGCAAACAGCUUCACCGCAACUCCGGGUUGGGUGGCGGAACCGCCCGGCGCACCAGGCGGACCCUUAUUACCCACGCAUGCAGCCUUUGGCGGCGCUAAAGUUCCCGUUAGCCCAGCUGAGCCAACAGCGCUGAAUCCGUCUCCUGCCGCUGUAGGAGGCGGCGAGGCCAACGCCGCCGCUGCAGCUGCUGCUGCUGCUGCUGCCGGCUUGGGGUCGGGUCUGGGGUCCUCACCAGGCGGUGCUGGGCCCGCUGGGGGGUUGGAGGAGGCGCUGAUGCGCAGCGGCGACCCCUUCUUCCAGAGCCUGGAUCUGGAUGAGGAGUGCGGCUCGCUGCUGGCCAGUGCGCUGGAGCUGGACGAGGCGGACGUCAUCUCCGGCAAGAUAGACUUCCCGCGCCAGCUAAGCAUGCUGGCGGGCCGCGGCGGUGCGGGCGCCGCUGCUGCUGCCGCUGCUGCUGCGGGUCGGGAGCUGGACCGGCUGCUGCAGGUGCUGGGCAGCACCGGCAGCUCAGCCAACACCGGCCCCGUCCUCGCGGUGUCGCCCGCCGGCCCCACCCCGCCGCACUACCACCCCCAGCAGCAGCACAUGCACAUGCACCAGCAGCACCCACACCCGCAGCAGCACCCUCUGCAGCAGUACCUGCACCACGGGCCGCCCUCCCGCAGCCCCUCCGAGCUCUCCAAUAUGGCCUCCACGCAGCUCUCGUACGGCGCCCGCACCUCGCUGCCCUCGGGAGCCCGCGCAUGGGUCGGCAGCUCCGCCACCGGCACGGGCACGGGCACCCAUGGCACAGGCAGCUCGGCCCUGGCCAGUGUGCCGAGCGGCGGAGGCCCUGUGGGGCCCAACAGCGGCGGCAGCUUCAACGCUGGCGGAGGCGGCGGUGGCGGCAGCUCCUUUCUUGAGCUCAUGGCGACGGCUCCGUCUGUGUUUGGCGGCGGUGGCGGCGGCGGCCCUCCAGGCAUUUUCGGACCAGCUGCGGCUGCGGGUGCGGCGCCAGGGAACCGCGUGGCACGUCUUCGCGGCGCCCCCACACGCGCCAGCUCCGACCUCGCAGCCGUCUGGCGGCAGCAGCAGUUGCAGCAGCAGCAGCAACGACAACAGUGGCAGCCGCAGCAGGACGCACCGCAGCGGCGGGCGCCGGGCCGCAGCCCCAGUGACGUGUCCAACCUGAGGCAGCGCGUCCGUACUACUGCCGCCGCCGCCACCGUCACCACCACUGUCGGCGGCGGCUUCGUCCCGGCGGCGCAGCACGUCGCCGCCGCCGCUGUCAGCUCCGCCAACCCGCCGCUGGGUAACACAUUGGGCUCGCCGUCCGGUCAGCACCCGCAAAUGCCGCCGUUUUCCGGCGCUGCAGGGCCCACUGGGCCCUGGACGUCGGGCUUUGUGCAUGACUGGGUAGCCCAGCAUCCCAACUACCACCCUCACCUCCACCAUCAGCCACCGCAGCACCUGCAGCAGCUGUUGCAGCCGCCGCAGCAGCAGCAGCAGCCUUACCACAGCGCUGCUCAUGGCGGCGCCGGCGUGGCGGCAAGGGCUGCCCCGCCGCAGCGCAUGCCUGUCGCCGCAGGGGCGCUGACGGCGCCUACUGCCACCGCCGCCGCAGGGGCGGUGACGUCAGCGGCCGGCGAGCGGGGUGCCGCUCCCUCGCGGCGCCCUCCCUCGCGGCCGGCGUCGAGACAGCACUCGCCCCUGUUGGACAGCACCGGUCUGGCCCUGCUAGGUCAGGACCUGAUCAUGAUUGGCGGCAGCAGCCACCCCUACCUCACCUCCCCCGCCGCCAGCACCCAAGUCAGCGGAGCCAACGCGCUGCACCCUGACGCACCCGCCGCACAUGCCGUCGCCGCCCGCCACAUCGACUACCUGAGCGACGCCAUGCUGGCUUCAGAGCUCAUGGAGGCUGUCGUACCCGUAACUGUACGGUCCGUACGGCACACGCAGGUCGCGUCCAUGGGCGGUGCUGCGGCGCUUGCCCGGACGGGUCCCCAGGUGCCCCCCUCGCACCGCCAGCCGCUGCCCCGCUCCUCCACCAACCCGGAUAGCCUGCGAGCAGCUGCGCCGCCCACCCCAGUGCUCUGGCGGCAGUCCAGCGGGAGCCCGGCGUCACCGCAAGCCGCAAGGUACGGCUGCACCGCCGCUGACGGCAGUGGCGGUGUGCGCCCCGGCGGCGGAGGGAGCACUGCUGGCGGCGGCGAGCUGCCGUCUCGGUCGCCGUCGCAGCAGCAGCCGCAGCGGACCUCGUCGGAGGAGGUGCCCGCCGCCAGACCUCACAGCCAGUCGCGGGCGCCGUGCACUGUCCCGGAUGUCCGUACCAACACCAGCGCCUCCGCCACCGCCGCCGCCGUCGUUACCACCUCCGCCACUCCCCAUAAGGCUGCCGCUGGUAUCGCAACUGGGGCUACUGCUGCUGCUGUUCCUCCUGCUGCGGCUGUGGACUCUGCCACGACUAGCGCUGCAACAGGUCCAUUCUCCAGCGGCGCCAGCGGCGGCGGCGGCCGGCAGUACCCGCUGUGGAGCGCGGUCCCGGCGUCGGACCUCUGCUGGCCGCGCACCUCCCGCAGCAGCUCGGAAGCCUUCGCGGCGGCGGAGCAGGAGCAGGCGCGAGCGGCGCGGGAGGUGGCGGUCAUGUGGACCAGCAGCAGCAUGGGCGACCCCAGCCCCUUCGUGAACCACCACACCUCCAACACGCUGUCCUCCGCUGCUGCGGGCGGCGCCGGAGGGGUGCUGCAGUCCUCCUACGGCAGCCGCGUACCAUCGCCGGCGGCGGCGGGAGGUUUGGACAGUGGCGGCAGUGCUGGUCGCAUCAUGGCUGCGAUUCAGGAGGUGUCUGCCAUGACUGCCGGCUUGGCGCUGGCUGGCGGCAGCGGCGCGGCGGAUGUAGCCCGGCGGGCGCUGCUGGAACAGCGGCGCGUCAGCACCCGGCAGCGGCGGCUGAGCCACGUGCUCAACCUGGCAGGCACCGUGUCGCCGAGCCCGGCCCGCUCGAAUAGCCGCUCGCAGCUGCAGCUGCAGCACCCCACGGAAGCAGCCGCAGCAACAGCAGCAGUCGGGAUGGCGGCGGGUGCGACACCGGCAGCCCUGGGCCUGGCGCAGCUAGGGCCAGAUGCCCUGGCCGGCGGCAGCGGCGGCGGCGGCAGCAGCGGGCUGGCUGCUGGCGCUGGCGGCUUUAGCAGCAUCGCCGCCGUGACGGCUGUGUCGGCGGCGGUGGCGGCUGGCGGCAGUGUGGGCUCUACCCCCGGCGGCGCCUCCACCGUCAUGUCCUUCGACAACUGGGCCACAGCGGACGACCUGGCAGCCAUGUUGCUGGGGCCGCCGCCGGGCGGGGAGCCGCCGCCAGCGGUGCCCGGGUCGAGCUCCGGUCGGCGCUCCUUCGCGUUGCGGGCGGCCCCGGCGGCGCCGACGACACUGGCGGCGUCGCGGUCGCAGUCGCUGCCGCGGCGGCCGCCGUCGCGGCCCAUGUACGGGCAUGGCGCUGGGGAUAAAGACCUGGCGACGGCGGCGUCGGAGGCGACGGGCUCCGCCAUGGGGGUCGCGUCUCAGGCAGCGCCGCGCAUGCCGCAGCGCACGUUGUCGGGCUUGAGCGGAGUACGUCGCGGCGGCAGCGGCGCGGGUCCGUCGGGGCUUUCCGUGCAGGCGUUCGGCGCUGGGCGCUCCGGCACGGACGGCGGCGGCGAGGAGGGUCACCUUGCCGGCAUGUCGGCGGCCGCACACUCCUACUCACUGCUGCAGUCGGCGCUAGGGCUGGAGCUAGAGCCGGCGCUGCAGCCCUCCUCCUCGGGCGGCGCCUCGGAGUCGCAGCUCCUGAUGGGCGGCACGUUCGCGGGAGACGGCGGCGGCGGCAGGUAUGCCUCCCCGUCCCCGCCGCUGCGCUCCCCCUCCGUGCCCAACCUGGGGCUGCCGGGGCAGCGGCCGGCGGCUGGCAGGCCGCAGCUGCACGGGGGUGUCCGCCGUACGAGCUCAGCAGGACCCAGCCGCCUCGGCAGCAUUGCCUCCACCUCCUCCACCCGCUCCGUCGCAACCCCCUCCGGCCCUCCCGCCUCCAAUGCCGGCUCCCCAUCCACCGCAGCCACCUCCAGCUCAGGCCAGCAACAGCAGCUCCCACCGACGGGGGGCAACCCCUCCCCCGCCUUGCGCCUGUUGCCACGCAGCCUGUCGGGGGGCUACCCCAUGCUCGACCCCGCCACGGCAGCAGACCGCAUGGGGCCCUACAGCGGCUCGAGACCCGCGGGUCACCCUGGGACUGCUUUCCACGGGGGGCUGGUCUCUCUGCCGGAGGGGUACGGCCACCUGCCUCCCAUGCGGGUGAGUCAGGCGCUGCUGGCGGCUGAGCUGCCAUUCAGCAGCCUGCGAGGCAGUGUGGUGGGGGGCCAGGGAGGAGAGGAGGAGGAGCAGGAGGAGGGCGGUGGCGGCGGCUUCGGCGGCCCGGGGCAUGGGCUGGCGUGGUCGAAGGCGGCGGCUCCCGGCUACCCGGCGGAGGGGCAGCUGGUGCGGCGGCCGCCAUUCCGGCGGGCGUCGCUGGACGAGGGGCUGUUCAAGCAGAUGGUCACUGCCCGCCUGGCUUCCCCUGCCAGAACCCCCCGGUCACGCGGCCGCCGGCGCAGCACGGGAGGUCCCCUGGAGUACGUGCCCAGCCGCCUCAGCCAGGACGGAAAGGCGGUGCGGGCGGCUGCGGCAGCGGCUGCGGCUGCAGCGGGGGCGCCGUUCGGUGUGCGAGGCAGCGGCGGGCCGCCGGCGGUGGCAGCGGUGGUGGCGGCGGCGGGCGCUGCUGGGGCGCUGGGGGCAGCUGGGCGGGAGGUGCAGCGCGCGUCCGUGGCUGGCUCUGCUGUCACGGCCGUGUCGCAGGUCACGGCGGCCAGCAGCACCUCGCUGCAGAGCUUCGCAGAUGUGGCGCUAGCGGGCGUGCACAACUACUUUUAGACGGCACCGCAGCGAGCGCCUCCGGGCAUGGGGCAAUGUAAGGGAACCGUGUGUGUCCUCCUUGCACGGGGGCAUGGUCAUCCGGGGGGCAAGGGGAUGUCGAGUCUUCGGACUUCCGGUUGGAUGCACCCCACAGCCUCCGUGCCUUGGGAGAGGCUUUAGGUGUGGAUAAUGGCUGGGUUCUUUCCAAGGGGUUGGUGGAACACCGGCAGCGAAGGCAUAGCAUAGGUUCUGGCCCUUUCCUUCAAUGUGUAUUCAAUGUGCAUAUGUGCGCGCUCAUGGGCUGAUCACAACGACAUGCGAUCAUCCCCGCACAGGUGCGGCAUCUGACGCUUGCGGUGAUAGCGUGGAAGGUUACGCACUCCUAACAAUGCGCAUGCACCUGCUGCCCAUGUCAAGGCAGCUGCCAUGCGGUUCGCAACCUCCAUGCGUUCGUAUUCGAGUCUUACCCAUGUUAUGAAGCUGUGAGAGUGUUGCUUGCACGUCUGCCCCGGGCGAACUGGGCAUGCUCAUGUACCCGAGCUGUUGAAUGCGCCUUCCAUGUUCGUUAUGGGCUCUUUGGGGGGAACAUGGUUGCGAGCCAGGACGGCUGCUAGGCUGCUCUCCGCUACAUCCUGCAGGCCCGCCCGCACAGGGCUAGCCGCCGGCAUGCGGGGUUGGCCUGGCGGGUGGCCUCGCCGCCAAGAGGACAGAAGAAGAGACUAACCAGCCAGUCUUUGAUGGUGGGCAGCAGACUGCCGUGCGUGGUGCGGCGAAGGACAGCGUGGGGCGGGGUGGGCGCAAAGACAGUGUGUGGUGGGCGCGUGGGGAAGUUGUUGAUGUGUGGCGUCAAGCCUGUUGAGAGAUGAAAAUGGUUCGUAUGUGCUCGUGGUGGUGUUGCUGUGUGGCCUGACACUGUUAGGGGCAUUCAGAAGGGAAAUCGGGUAGAGGGGGUUAGCAGCGUAAGAAGAUUUUGACUUAACCAAAGAUCUUCUGGGGGCUACGGUAUUUUAACGGUUCUUACCUAUGCUCGUUGGCUGACAAAAGCCAGGUGUGAAGUGAUCAGUGCGAAACCGGGGGCUGUUAUCUACUUAUCUUCCUCCUGGUGAAUGGCUGCGACCAGGGCCGUGUGAUGGGCAGCUAGGAGGAGCUGUUGGCAACUGCUCCGAGGCUAUUCAAGCGAAGAGUUUGCGUGACGUGCGGAGCUAAAGGGAAGGGCCUGUCGCCAGAGGGGCGUCCUGUUUGUUGGGCCGAGGUGGCCACGUAGGAAACAUACGUGCAUGGAUUGUUGCUGCAACAGACGGAUGUCCUUCACAAUGCAUGAGAAGAAGACACUUGAGAUCAACGCAUGCAGUGCAUGGGUUACUAUUGGAGAGAUGGAGAGGCGCCGGCAACGAGUCGAGCAAAGGCUUGUGUGUGCCAUGCGGUGUUGUCAGCGGCCUGUUCACGUGUGGGGCGUGUGCUUGCCCGUUUUGUGUUGCCUCCUUGCAAUUCCUAUCUAGCAUCGUGAUGCUGCGUGCUUGUCUCGGGGUGGGGCCGGGGUCCGGAGGUAAGCUGCAGGACGUGGCCCUGGACAAUGGAGUGGCAUCCCCCUUACGGUGCUGUAGGGGAUGUCGCCUGCCGAGCAGCUAGCUGGCGAGAGGCGCUACUGAUCUGCGGCGCCGUGCUUAUUUCUCGUGAUGAGGUCCAAAGUUUUUGCAUGAUGACAUGAUUCGCUUUCAUUAUUCCCAUCCGGUUGCAACACAGGUUAUCAGUGUUGUGGUUUGCGUGACGGAGGUGAGGUCGAUGUGCUGAGCAGGUCGCCGGGUGCCAUAUGGCUCAAGGUUAAACCGGCCGUAUGUGAAACACGCCACCACUGUGACAGCGCUGUGUCGUGUGUACGGGUGCACUGAUUGCCCGGCCUGUGCCCCGACCCGUGCAGCGUUUGUGCAACGUCCAGUGAGGCAUCAAUCCUGUAAGAAGCCGAU
Messenger RNA from Astrephomene gubernaculifera, 8398 nucleotides. The record is from the annotation of a GenBank genome assembly. Lineage: Eukaryota; Viridiplantae; Chlorophyta; Chlorophyceae; Chlamydomonadales; Astrephomenaceae.